CCACCGAGCCCAGCCGUUACAUUUUAUUACAGUUUUAUCUCAGUUUCAACGCUUUUGUUAAAACAUAGAAAUAGUAAACUUCUGUGCAGCCGCUGACGGCAAAUAGAGGACUCCGAAACUGAACGCAGGCGGUAAUUUAUUUUGAAAGUUGGAUUAUAGCUUGAACUGAGGGGAAAUAUUGCCUGCCAGAUGCUGCACAAAAGAUGAGCAGCAACGAAGUGCAGAUUGUGGAAAUCAGCGGAAUCCCGAGCUGUCAACGGCAGUGUGGCGAGAGUAGAUAAGCCCCCUUAUGAGGUGAAAGCCCUUCCCCGUCCUGCAGUAUCCCCUCCCAGCACCACCAGCAGGAAUAAGGGAUGUCACGGCGGUUCCUCCUUUCAGCGGUGCUGAUAUUCUCCUGCAGCAUUGAGGUGUCUCCUGCUGCUUCUCUGGAUAAGCUGAAGGAGAGCUGGAAAUUUUACAUGGAGGAGUGUGAGCGCAACAACAGCCGAGACCCGCCAAACACCGGCCUUGUGUGCGCCAGGGAAUUUGACAGAUAUGCUUGCUGGCCUGAUGGACUCCCCAACACCACUGUCAGUGUGGCGUGUCCGUGGUAUCUGCCAUGGCACCAUAAAGUUCAACAUGGCAUGGUUUAUCAGGAAUGUGAUGCAAACGGCCAGUGGGUGCCCACAAAGAAUACGAGCGAGUGUGAUUCUAAUGAUCCAAGUCUGCAGUACUAUGGCCAUAUUCGGAUCAUGUACACAGUGGGUUAUUCCUUAUCACUGGUGGCUUUGGUGUUGGCGCUUGGCAUCCUCAUAUUCUUUAGAAAACUGCACUGCAUGAGGAACAACAUCCACAUGAAUCUGUUUGCCUCCUUCAUCCUGCGAGCACUGUCCAUCCUCAUCAAAGACGCUCUGUUGGAGGCCAAUAUCACUUUGCGGGACCUCAGCAACGACCAGGAGCAGGGAAUCCCCCAGGCAUCCAUGCCUCCAGUGGAGAUGCUGGUCAACAAUGAGAUAGCAGUUAGCUGUCGCAUCGCCAUGGUGAUGAUGCAGUACAGUAUCAUGGCCAACAGCUACUGGCUGCUGGUGGAAGGCAUCUACCUCCACAACCUCCUUGUCAUCACAGUGUUUACAGAGAGGAACUACUUCAACAUCUACCUGUGCAUUGGCUGGGGCACCCCGUUAAUAUUCCUCGUGCCCUGGGUGAUAGCUAAAUACCUGUAUGAAAAUCAAGAGUGCUGGGGCCAAAAUAUAAACAUGAAUUACUGGUGGAUCAUCCGUUCCCCAAUACUUCUGGCAGUUGUGAUCAACUUCCUUAUCUUCAUCCACAUCAUCAAAAUUCUUGUGUCCAAACUUCGAGCGCACCAAAUGAGAUACACAGAUUACAAAUUCAGGCUGGCUAAGUCGACUCUGACCCUGAUUCCUCUGCUGGGCAUCCAUCAGGUUGUCUUCAUCUUUGUGACAGAUGAGUCCACCACAGCCACCAUCGGGCUGCGUCUCACCAAGCUCUUCAGUGACCUCUUCUUCUCCUCCUUCCAGGGUCUCUUGGUUGCCAUCUUGUACUGCUUUGUCAACAAAGAAGUGCAGUCGGAGAUCAUGAAGAAGUGGAAGCGCUGGAAGCUAGGGAGGAACAUUGAGGAGGAAUACCGCCACACCUACAGCAACACCCCCAACACGAAGACAGCCAGCCUGUUGAACCACGUCUCUCGACUGCCUCAUCUCCCAGACGUUGCCAAAACCUCCUCUCCGGUCUGCAGCCCUGAAGAGACGCACAUGCUGGUGGCUGGAUGCCAAAACGGUAUGGUCCACAGUCAGGGGGCAGACCAGUGCACCUCCCCGCUUCACAAGGAAACCAUCAGCAACUGCACCCUACUGGAGGACAUUAGCCUUACGGACAAGGUGCAGUGUUAUGAGGGUCAGAGAGAGAACGUGGAGAGCCACCUGUGAAAGGUGCUGGGAACAAGAACUUGAUGAGGAAAGUUCCAGGGCCUUGAGCUCUCAUGUGGCUCUGACAUACUGCCCUGGGUGGCUGUGAGGAGCUGUGCUGAUAGACUCAUCUAUCAGAGCUGUCUUUGCCAAGAGAUUGCUGUCACUGGGAGACCAAGCGGCCUGCGAACAGAGAAUAAUAUGGCAGACUCCCACACUGAGACGUCUAAUGUUCUGUGAGCCUUGUGAAUGGAUUUCUGUUGAUGUUUGUUGGACAGCGAAAGAAACUGCUGCCUGUUGAACAAUGAAUCAAGGCAGAUAAGCCAUGUAAAAUAACAAGAAAAUAACCUGAAACCUCAAAUAGCAACAAUGGAAACAAAACAACAAAAAAGAAACAGGGUCCUUGCUUGAGCCUCUGCUUUAAUUUGUGCUUUGUAUCAAAUGUGUGUUUUGUGGUACUGGAGGUCAAAGACAAGCUGGACAUUGAACUGCAUAAACAAGAAAAAAAAAAAGACCAAACAAGUGACUCAAAACGAGAUGAUAGGGAACAUAGACUUUUCCCCUUUUUUUCUUUGCUCUGAUAUCUGUAAAUGUUUUUUUGUCUAUACUGACUCUGAUGAAAAUGUACAGAAAAGGACGAAACAUUCUGCUGGCCGUACCUUGUACAGUUAAGAUGACCACAUUGCUGUUCAAGCGGCCCAACACAGGGGACACUGGAAAAUUGGCAGCUGCUCUCACCAGGUCAUUCCUGGCUUACAUACAGACAUUACAAGAGGUCAAGAGACGGUAUGCAAUGAAUAAUAAAUAUGAUCUUUAGUUUUACAAUAAAACAAGUCUUUUUUUUUUUUUUUUUUUUUACAUCGGCAUGAGCCUUGGAUACUGCAUUGCUACAGUUAUGAUUAUGUAAAUGCGCCAGGCGUCUUUUCAAGGGGAAUAGUUGCAAUUCUGUGCUGUUAAAUGUUUUCUUUCCUCCUUGCCAUCAAGAUGUUGUCUGACUCACAGGCUUUGGCACACAAUAUUCUACACAGUAGCCCACUCAGCCCUCGAGAGGAAGGCUGAUAGGGACAUCCGAGCACUCAAAUCAAGGAUAAAAAUACACAGCAUAGAGACCUGUCAAGCAACACAUGCAUAAAGUAUGAAUCCAACACAUGCUACUCAGUCAGUGUAAUACAUCACCUCCAGCACAAGGCUGUUUUUGGAGGUAAAAUGUAGGCCAUCGUACAUGCUCAUAUUUAGUGGGUUAGAAGUUGCGUGAAUCAUUCACUGAGGAUGCCUGCUGUACAGUGCCAUCACAUCAGUAUCUCCACUGUGCAAACGCCCAAAAGUCGGAAAGCCUUUGCUAAUGAUUGCCUGCGCCCAGUUACUCUGCACACAGUGUUUAAUGUUCAGCCUUGUGCUGUGUCGACAGCGGCUGUGGACACUCAGAACAAAACUCUGCACCCUAAAAGUGGAACAAAACAUUUUAGUGACAAACAAAGCAAAAUUAGUAGUGGUACAUUCACCUCUGAAUACAUUGCAUUUAUUUUUAAAGGUCCAUUGUGUAGGAUUUAGGGGCAUCUAUUGUUUAUAAUGACUUUAUAGUGUGAUAUAGAUAUAAGAAUCAUGUUUUUGUUACAUUAGAAUGAGCGGUUUGUAUCCAUACAGAGUGGGUUUUCUUCUUUGGAGUCUGCCAUGUUGUUCAACAGUAGCCCAAAACGGACAAAUCAAACACUGGCUCUACAUCGGGCGAUUGAUGUUUUUGCAUUGGCCACCGACAUGCUUUAUACACAGGAGAGGUUUCAGUUCGGCAACCUCCCCGUAAGAAAUCACUAAAUCCUACACACUGGACCUGGAGAAAGGAAGCCGUGUGCAGAGCGUUAAUUCAUCUUUGAGUUGCGAAACGUUUGCCAGAACUAACUCACCAUGACUUUGUAUGUAUGACUAUUUGCACAAUGUUAAUUUAUAAUUGAUAAAUACUGUGUAUAUAUAUGUGUGUUUAUACAGUUGAUUUAUUUGAUUGCUGUCAAUAUAUUUCUUGGCAAGUCUGUCCGUGUGUGUAUGUGUGUGUGUGUGUGUCUGUGUGUGUAGCUAUAUAUUUUCAGGUAGGUAUGAAUGUGUGCCAUUUCAGUAUGUGUUGCAGUUGGAUGAAUCAUUGGCUGUAGCCAGAUAAGUGAUGGAUGGUAUAAACAAGUACAAAUGGCUUCACACAGAGCGUAGAGGUCAGAUGUCAUUGUGAGUCCCACUCAAGCUUAUGUAGUGAUGCAUGACAUAUGAGGUCAUGCCAAUAUACAGUGUAAGAAAUACACAGCUCUUUGUUUUAUUAAAGAAUCAGUGUGUUUCCACUGGUAUCAUGUAGUUCAGGGCUAAAUUAAAGCACAACAACAGCGUGUUUGUCAUUCAGAUAAUAGCUCUGUGCAUUUACACUUCAGCCAGGUGCUGGUAUUGAGUUGGUAAAAACAAAAACAUUUCAUCGGUGUCUGCUGAGGAUUGUAAUAGAGCAGGUACAUAUCCAAUACUCGGAAUCGAGCUGAGAGCAUGACACACAUGCUGCUGUUGCCCGGAGGUGAAUUUGCAGUGUUUUUUCUUAGUUUCCAGAGCAGGAGAAAUGUGUGUAUACUGAAAAAGUAACACAGGUAUGUUGUGCACCUUGAGUAAAAUAGUACUGAGUAGAGUAUAUAUGUAUGGUCAGAGUAUAUUUCUAGUUUUAUUUCAAACUAUUAUGUGUAUUUUAAGCUGUGACCUUAACCAUGUAUGUUUUUGAAGCCAGCAGCUUGGGUCACUCCCCUUCUGGACCAAAGUGGUUCUGUCUGAAUGUAUUCUAUGAGGGCCCAAAUCAGUAUGUUCCUUUUUAUUUUCUAUUAAUGGUGGUUAUGUACAGUAUAUUUGCUGUGAGGACCCAAUCAGUAAGAACUGGCUGUGUUCAGAUGUAUACAAUUCAUCAUUUAUUGUGUCCGCUUAUCAAACAUCAAAUGGUGAAAGAGUAAAUUACAAUGUAGGCCUAUGUGAAAGAGAAUUUUAACUUGCUGUGUCUUUUGUAUUGGUGAACAUUCGAAAUGAUAAAAUAAA
Plectropomus leopardus (leopard coralgrouper) is the source of this 4949-nucleotide messenger RNA. It is a transcript of the gene gcgra, whose product is annotated as glucagon receptor a. Gene Ontology annotation, molecular function: peptide hormone binding; glucagon receptor activity. Gene Ontology annotation, biological process: cell surface receptor signaling pathway; adenylate cyclase-activating G protein-coupled receptor signaling pathway. Gene Ontology annotation, cellular component: plasma membrane. Lineage: Eukaryota; Metazoa; Chordata; Actinopteri; Perciformes; Serranidae. The record is from RefSeq and is a predicted model, not a curated record.